Molecule: messenger RNA, 744 nt
Organism: Pseudocercospora fijiensis CIRAD86
Lineage: Eukaryota; Fungi; Ascomycota; Dothideomycetes; Mycosphaerellales; Mycosphaerellaceae
Exons: 1
Coding region: 1-744 (247 amino acids)
Source: RefSeq, a predicted model, not a curated record
AUGCAUGACCGUCAUGAUCCUAUUGAUGCUGCAUUGCAGUCCAGACGAAUUCCUCAUGCUCGCUCACGAAAACACAAAGGUGGCAAGAACAAGGCCAAUGGAUCAACAUUCAAUCCUCUGCAAGCUCUAGGACGCUAUGAAGUUCAGCUAGGCUCUGGCACCAAGAAGGCUGCGAACUCGGAACUCUCACAACAGGAUCCUCAAUCCUGGCUAGAGAUACACGGACUGACUCCGGAGGAUAACGGAUUUCUUGGCACUUUUGACUUCGCUGGCAAAGUGAACGGCAUGCUUGUACUUGCUGGAAGCCGCAAGGUUCUGAGAAGUAUUGUGGAGGAUUUGGAAGAAGAUUCCGAUGCCGAGAAGGAUCCAGAUCUGAACAGCAGAUCCGACGAUGAUGUCGAUGACGACGAUGAAGAUGAUACGAAGCACGAGCAAAGUGCCAUGGAAGCCGAAGACGAAAGAAUCAAUCGUCGCGCCAGAGCUUUCGAGAAGAAUACAUUUCGCAACCCCAAAUUCUGGAUGAGGUGGAAAGGAAAUGCUCAGAGGUUGGGCACCGAGGAUGGCCAGCAAAGCUCAGAUGUAGAGAGCAAUACAGGAUACCUCGUCUUCUCCGGUAAUGACUGCGAAAAAUUUGAAGGCACCAUAUCUUCAGCAGUCCUCGAGUGGAACAACAUAAGACUCCAGGGUUGGAAGAUACAUUCGAAAGCAUCGAGAUGUCACAUGCGAUGGAAGGACUUUCCGUAA